Messenger RNA from Tachysurus vachellii, 2498 nucleotides. It is a transcript of the gene slc44a1a, whose product is annotated as solute carrier family 44 member 1a. Gene Ontology annotation, molecular function: transmembrane transporter activity. The record is from RefSeq and is a predicted model, not a curated record. Gene Ontology annotation, cellular component: membrane. Gene Ontology annotation, biological process: transmembrane transport. The transcript is spliced from 16 exons. Lineage: Eukaryota; Metazoa; Chordata; Actinopteri; Siluriformes; Bagridae. The coding region runs from base 267 to 2228 and encodes 653 amino acids.
GGGCGAGGUUACAUGCUGGAAGAAAAUCCGGAAGUUCAGCAAACAACAAAAACAACUGAUUCAAACAAAAAACCACAAGUUGCUGCUAAUGAUUUUUUGUGAUCUCGCGUGCAGUUGACGUGGAGAUUAUAGUUUAUCUCUCAGGCGGAUCUGUGAGCUUUACCUGGCUGGGGCUUGUGUUUAGUGUGUGUGUUAAGAGAGUGUGUGUCUUGAGUGUGUGUGUAAGUAAGUGAGUGAGUGUUGAGUGUUGAGUUCUGAGCGGUGUCAUGGGCUGCUGUGGGAGCACUGGGAAAACUCGGGAGUGGAAGCCCUUAGAGGACCGAAAUUGCACCGACGUGCCCUGGUUCAUCAUCUUCACUUUAUUUAACAUCGGAAUGCUUUUUAUUUGUGGCUUUUCCAUUUCGACUGGCGCCGCCUCCAGACUCAUCUCAGGAUACGACAGUUAUGGAAACAUCUGUGGUCAGAGGAACACGGAGAUCCAUGGGAUCGAGCUGAGCGGCCGAGACCAAACCACGAAUCGGUACGUGUUUUUUCUCGAUCCCUGUAACAUCGACAUCAUGAAGAGGAAAAUUAAAUCUCUCGCUCUGUGCGUCUCCAAAUGUCCAGAAACACAACUGCAGACUUAUGAUGAUCUCAGAAGGUUUUCAGAGACCAACCGCUCUAAUUUGUGUUCCUAUGAGCUCAGUCCCAGCCGUUAUGCAAACGAUCCUGACAGGGCCACCAAAUGCCCCAAGCUUCCGGUUCCUCCCAGUAAAUCUUUACCCAUCUUCCAACGCUGCACUCCGGCCGACAUCUCCUGCUUCUCCAAGUUCUCAGAGGCGUUAAUCACGUUCGUCAGCGACAACAGCGUUCUGCACAGGGUCAUCACCGGGGUCAUGACCUCCAAGGAGAUCAUAAUGGGACUGUGUUUACUUUCUCUGGUUCUGUCCAUCAUCCUGAUGGCGGUGAUCCGCUUUAUCUCAGUAGUUCUCGUGUGGCUUCUCACUGCUGUUGUGGUUCUCGGGUCAUUAGGAGGAACCGGUGUCCUCUGGUGGCUGUAUGUGGACCAUAGAACGUCUGCCAACGCCACUCUACCUUCUAACGAGCUAGCUGUGGCCAUAGACAACCAGAAGGCUCUGCUUGUGUACGCCGUGGCAGCGACGGUCUUCACGGUGAUUCUGCUGCUGCUGCUGUUCUUCAUGAGGAAGCGUGUAGCUCUGACCAUCGCUUUGUUCCGUGUGGCCAGUAAAGUGUUCGGGUCUCUUCCUCUGUUGGUUCUGCAGCCGUUCUGGACCUUCCUCACGCUCAUGCUCUUCUGGGUUUACUGGAUCACAGUGCUGCUGCUCCUCGGCACUGCAGGAAGUCCAGUGAAGAACAAUCAGACGGGGCUGGUGGAGUUCCAGAUGCAUGGCCCGUUACAGUACAUGGUUUGGUACCAUGCUGUGGGUCUCAUCUGGAUCAGUGAGUUCAUCCUCGCCUGCCAGCAGAUGACGAUUGCAGGAGCAGUCGUUACGUAUUACUUCACCAGAGAUAAGUCUCAGCUUCCUCUGACGCCCGUGUUGUCUUCAGUGAUGCGUCUAAUGCGUUAUCACCUCGGCACAGUGGCUAAAGGAGCGUUCAUCAUCACGCUGGUGGAGAUCCCACGCCUCGUCCUCACCUACAUACACAGCCAGCUGAAAGGCAGCGAAAACGCCUGCGCUCGCUGCAUGCUGAAGGCGUGUGUGUGCUGCCUGUGGUGUCUCGAGAAGUGCCUCAGUUACCUGAACCAGAACGCCUACAUCGCUACGGCGAUUAACAGCACCAGCUUCUGCACAUCUGCACGAGACGCCUUGAUCAUCCUCGCUGAGAACGUGCUGCGUGUCGCCACCAUCAACUCUGUCGGAGACUUCGUCCUGUUUCUGGGAAAGGUUCUGAUCGUGUCAUGCACUGCGUUUGCGGGUGUGUUAGCACUGAAUUACCAGCGUGACUACACAGUGUGGGUUCUGCCGCUCAUCAUCGUGUGUGUGUUCGCCUUCCUGGUGGCUCACUGCUUCCUGUCGGUGUUCGAGAUGGUGGUGGACGUUCUCUUCCUCUGCUUCGCCAUCGACACCAAGUACAACGACGGCAGCCCUGGCAGAGAGUACUACAUGGACAAGGCUCUGAUGGAGUUUGUGGAGAGCAACAGGAAGGCCGAGGCUGAGGGGAGGAGAGCAGAAGGAGGAGACAGCAGGGAGAUGAAGCCCAUGAAGGCAGGAGGAACGUUAGCAUGAAGCUAAUCUUCAUCAGGUGCUGAUUUCAUCUCAACACUGCAGGGAUACAUGUGUGUGUGUGUGUGUGUGUGUGUGAAGUUAACACUCAUUAGUUACAGGAGCGAUGAACACGUGUAGUGUUGGUUUGUAAAAACAGUUAGCAAUAAUAUUUUGUAUAUUUUUAGUCAUUUUCUACCUGCUUUUCUUACUUAUUACUCGUGUCCUCUUUUACAAUAUGGCGGUCUGUAUGAUGUUUUAAUAAAGAAUGAGACGGAUCUGUGAGGAAACGUU